This is a messenger RNA of Aphanomyces invadans, 1104 nucleotides long. RefSeq lists its product as hypothetical. The record is from RefSeq and is a predicted model, not a curated record. Bases 1 to 1104 code for a protein of 367 amino acids. The transcript has a single exon. Lineage: Eukaryota; Oomycota; Saprolegniomycetes; Saprolegniales; Verrucalvaceae.
AUGACCUCUCUUACCGUCGUGUCCGACGUGGCGAUUCCUGCGCCAGCGUCCGGCGUCAUCGCGGACACACCCCACCAACCCAACCCGGACAUCGAACCGCCACUCGACACGCCGUCCAAAGAUCUUGAAACUGGCGGUGCAGCGUCCCUCGUGCGGGUGAAAGCUGGUCCGAAGCGCACGUCGAUCUGGGAUGGGAUGGUCUUGAUGAUCACGCCUGCCACGAACGAAGAGUCAAAGGCCCAAGAAUGGGCCCUUCAAGCCAAGACUGUCCGCCGACGACUCUUCCUCAUGGGGUUCCUCGCCGUCGCCGUGGUCGCUGUCACCAUUGGGCUUUCGAUAGGGCUCACAGGUGGAAACGUUGGCGACGCGUCCACGUCGUCUGGAACCGACGGACAGCAGCCACUGGCUAACGCCAUCACCGACACCUCGCCUGACCGCCGGCGCACCGACGCCCCCACGUCCGAUUCAAAUCCAAAUGACCCAACCACCCCCAUCAACCACGCGCCCACUACCGGCGAACCUUUCGCCAAUGUCGAUCCGACGCCCUCGACAGCAACAGCCGCGCCCAUGACGACGACGGUUGCCCCGACAACGACCCGUGCACCAACCACAACAACUACGACGACAGUCCCACCUGCCUCCCUGGACCAAAUGCUCAACUUUGUCAACCGAUGCACGUACCCCAUCAGCGUGUUCAAGGUCGAUCGAUUGCUCUGCACGCUGCAGCCGAAUGGCCAGUGCGGCGACACCCUCAUCGACCGCGAGCACACGAUGUACCGUCACACGAAAGCCGCCGACGCGACGCUUGUUGAAGUCACGUUCGCCGACCGCAAGCUUUGGUACGACAUCAGUGCGAUCCCACCGGGGUGCGGCAACGGCAUGAGCUAUGCUGAAUGCGUCCGGAAUUCUGGUGGGGCCAUCGGGUACAACGUCCCCGUGUCUGUCUUCCCGACCAAGUACGACGGAAACCCACGCAAAGGCAACUGCCACCAGGUCACGUGCACCCAGCCCGCGUGUCCGGACGCGUAUUUGUACCCGUUCGACGACUGGAAGAUGAAGGAUUGCCCCGACGACGAAGUCUUUCUCGUCACAUUUUGUCCCUAA